Lepisosteus oculatus (spotted gar) is the source of this 3482-nucleotide messenger RNA. RefSeq names its product linkage group 1 C1orf115 homolog (gene lg1h1orf115). The record is from RefSeq and is a predicted model, not a curated record. NCBI's taxonomy places the organism in Eukaryota, Metazoa, Chordata, Actinopteri, Semionotiformes, Lepisosteidae.
GGUUUUUUUUAUCACAUGGUUGCAACGAGGAGCGGUCCUUGUGUUCAUCCUACUUUUUUAAAAUUUACAAUACAUUUAAAAUAAGAGACUAUUGGUCUUUGUAAUAAUACCAGAUUUCCAACAGUUACAAAGAAAACACUUCCUAUUGUAAAGAAUGUGUCAGGUCUAAUUAUCUGCGUGCAACUGCAAAGCCUUAGUCGUCUUACGUAAAGCUAUUCAAGUUACUUUAAUUACUGUGUCCAAGGUCCGGUGCUAACUCCAAUUCCACUUGCUAGCCCACGAACACAUCGCUACAACUGGUUUCGAGUGUACUAUGACAACAGGACAGGCGUUUUAAAACAAAGAUGAAACAAAAAACACUUCGGGAUGACAGAGCAAAAAUCGUCGAGAAUAUCGAAGAGCAGUUUGUUGAAUCUCCGAACACGAGAAAAGUGAAAAAGUGGCGCAAGCGGCAGUCGGACUCCCCGCAGGCUGCCGCUUCAGAAGGAAGCGGAGGCUCCAGCACUAGUCAAGGAGACAAGCGCUCUUCCAGACAGGUUCACUUCGCCUUCUUACCGGACAAGUACGAGCCUUUGGUAGAAGACGACGAGACGACAGGACGAGCUAAAGAGGAAAAGAAACAGCAAAAGAAACAGAAGUACAAGAAGUACAGAAAGAAUGUGGGCAAGGCCCUUCGGUUUGGAUGGCGGUGUCUUGUGAUUGGACUUCAGGAGUUUGCAGCAGGCUACUCUUCGCCUAUGACAGUGGCAACUGCUCUUUUCCCAGACACACAUGGAGCAAGGUCAAGAAGCUGAUAAUGGCGACGAAUCCACAUCCAUGGCUGACCGGGACAUCAACUCCUCGUAUUCUAGUUGUCUGCAUGGCACCAUAAUCAGAAGCCAAUUGAGACAGAUAAUGAUUUUGAAGAAAAUUCAGAAAUCUUGAACACAAGUUAUUAAUGAUGAACACAUGAAACAUCUUAAUAUUACCUGAGGUAAUAAAAAGGUAAUGUGCUUUUCUUACAGUAUUUUAGUACUUUCCUUAACUUCUGCUUAUGCUGCCUCAAGAAAAGGAGGGGACACAAUGGUAAUGAACUUUAUCUAUUGGUGUAAGCUGCUCUAAAUCUUAAUAAAAAAUGUAUAUAUUUGUAUACAAAAGCAGAAAACAAAAACAAUAUAUUUACAUUGUUCAUCAUGAAAAGCUUUUUAUCACACUUGAACCAAAAUGAAUCACAUUUAUAGAAUAAACGUGAUUCAUUAUAAUGAAUUGAAGGAGUAUAAAGUGUUCUGUAAUAUUUAAUAUGGCAGUAUAAUGCUUUAUAAAUAUCUUAGACAUUCUACAUUCAACAACUUUUAAAAAAUGUGUUUUAUAAAACACUUAGAAAAUUAUUAGCUGUAAUAGUUGAAAUAUUAUACCAUUUUCACAAUGUACUAAAAACCAAAUGUCAGUAUUUAAGUGCUGAAGACUGUAAACUGCACAAUACCUCAGGUUACAGUCUGGAGAACAAUUGUGACAGUCACUUUCAAAUCUGAUUUUGUGAUUGUAGAAACCACAAGUCAUGUUAAUUCUCAGAAUAUUGCUAGUCUGUAAUACUGUCUAGUAUGUCUCAGUGGGGUAGAAAGAAGGGAAAGGCAAGUUCGAGCAGAAGACAGGAGCAUGUGAAUGUGUGAGACAAGAAGAACGAAGUGGAAGAGGUUUGAGUGAUGCAAGCUGAAGCCUAGGAGACAGGGUGAGGGAAUUCAAUGUGGAAAAUAACGAGUGAAGAGAAAGGGGGGAAUGAUAUAAGAAUGGACUACUUUUGCUUUCAGUAUUCUGGCUGUUCUACAUGAAUAAACACGACACAUCAAUAUCUUCCUCUCACAACACAAUAAAAGAAAAGCAGGAUAUUAGGUUAUUUCUGUGGAAACAAGUGCGAAAUUAAACAUUUUCAAGAGUUUGCCUAAAGUAUGUGUACCUUAGAAGUGCUAAAAAAUGACUAUUUGUAUUAUUUGAUAUUUGACUUUGAUUCACAAGAUGAAUUUAAGCUUUGGCUGCACUUUUGAACAAAUGAUGAAGUGUUCAAAUCACUACACGAACAAUCCAUAGUAGCUUAGAUGCUGGCAAAUGCUUGUGCUACUGAUUUUUCAUUGGUCUCAUUUAAUUUUGUGUUGAUUUACAUAAAAUAUAAAAGGGGUAAUGUAUUGGUGCCACAUGCAGCAGUCAGAUUUGCUAGUGAAAAAGAAAUUUCAAAGUGGACGUUUUUAAAUUAAAAUACGAUUGUAUAAAAGGAGGAGUGGAAGUUAGGUUUUUGAACAGCAGUCCCAAGCAGGCAUGGGUUCUGUAUCUAGAAUGGGUAUUUAUCUUGUUAACUACAUCAAUCAGUGAGGAGUAAAUUCUCAUUUUAACUUAACUUAACUUAACUUGUUAAGAUACCUGUUUAUACACCCGGUAUUUAUGGGAGGGGGUGUAGUGGAGUCUGAGUCCACAGUAUUCUGGUCAAGAGAGUGUAGAGACUCUCGGUCUGGCUAAAUGAGGCUCAACAGCUGAAUUGUUUUUUUCUUUCUAAUUUUCAGCAUGGAACUUUUUGACUAACAAAAUUUCACCUGUGAAACAUUCCUUAGCCUAAAUACAUGCUUUAAGUGCAACAGAUGUGCCACCUGCUGGCUUUCUUAAACACAAAGGAUCAAAGUCUGACUGAAUUCUACAAGACUUCAAAAGGUGUAAUUAAAAGUGCCUUAUGUGAUAUUAUUUCUCAGUUUCUUUAAAACAUAAUCUUAAGCCCUCUUUCUUAAACAUUUGUGAAUGUCAAUUAAUUGUUAGCUUGUAAAUUUAAAUAUCCACCAUUUUUUCUUUGAAAACCAGUGUGUACAGGUAUGCUGUGUAACCACGUGGUAAAAAAGGAAAAAUGUCCACAUGUAAAACUAUUCUAAAAAAAUAGAAAAUGUUUUAUGUCCCAAAAUAACAAAGGUAUCUUAUAGCUAUGUUGUGAUUAUCUGUAGUGUAUCUGUAAAAUCUUUUAUAUAUUAUUUUCAGUGAAAAAGCUUUCUUAUUUCAAUGAACUUUACAGUGUUAUCAAGUGUUAACAAUUAUCAUUGAAUCCUGCUUUUUUGUAAUUUUACAGAAUUUUCAACAUAAUCAUAAUGAUAGCUUUUAAGAGCUAAUUUAUGUUCAGUGUGCUAAAUGUAAAGUAUUAAGUCAAAAUUAUAUUUAUUUUGUAUUGAAAAACAGUCUGUAGAAAACCUUUUUGUUAUAGUGGAAUUACACUUUUUUAAUAUUUUAUAUUGCAUUUUAAUAUUUUAAAAGUUAAAUAUAAAUUAUUUCAUAUCCGAAUGCUAAUUAACACCAAAAGUGAAUGAUGAAUCUUUGAACUGAAUUAUCUCUACUAAAAGAUAUAGCUGUCAUCUUCAUAGCAACUUUUUAUUUACUUAUGGUCUAUUUGUUUCAAAUGUUGAAAAUAAAUAAUAUUGAAGUUUUGUAUUUACUAAUCUGACACUUACAAGUCAAUAAAAAUAUCUUAAAACUGA